GGUAAAGGGAGCGGAACUGUCUGUACAAGAUCUGGCCGGCGUUAGAAUGUUCAAAAAUACUGAUAUUAAAAACAACAAUAGUAGUUGUUUUGCUUUUAAAAAUAGGCUAGGGACAUUUUUUUACUAAAAGGACAACUACCGUGUUACACAUAUCCAUAAAAUAUCAAUCGUUACCCUUAUUUCUUUGAUGCAUAUCGUUACUGACUAACGCUCAGUAAAUCAAGCAAGAUACAAUACUUCGAGUCAGGAGCUGUCCUUUUCAGGCAGGGCUGAUUGCUAUGCCGGUGAAGCUCCGAGGCAUGUAUGGCACCCCCUGUUCCCCCAGCGGCUCCAGUGGCAGUGACAGCAGCAUCAAGGAGCUGCUUGGGGCCCUGUGCAACACCUGUCUGUCUGGGGUGUCAUGGAAGCGGAGGGCACUGGGUGCAGUCUCGCGAGAGGGAGCAUGCAGAGUUUUGCAAAACCGUGCCUAUGUGACCCUCCUGGCUAAGAUCUUCCAGCGGGGAACUGAAGAAGGCUCCCCCAAACCCAGUCUUGUCAGCACUAUACCUCCCAGAAACAAGGUGCUCAUGAUCUCCUUCAACCUGCGGCUGUCUGGCUGUGCAGAUAAGGCUGACAGGCUGGAGCAGCUGCUGGGGGAGCUGCCUAAGGGGCCAACCUCUGGUGUUGGGGAGCUGGACUCUGUGCUUGAACUUCUCGUCCAGCUGGCUGGUUCAGUACCCCCGCCUGCCCCCUCCUUCAGCUGGGACUAUAUGAGCAGGAAGUUGCCAAUGAAGAGACACCCCCAGCUCACGGGCUACCAGAGCCAAGAGCUGUGGAGGCUGGAAGCCAGGGUUUGGUCCCUCAUUUGCAGGGAAGAGUGGUGGGCACUGGGGGCUUGUCAUGGGACUCUGAGGGUGAUGGAUGCUCCACCAGGGACAGGACUGAUGACACUGGGGCGGGGGGGUGAGUUGGAGGAGCGUUUUGAGAGAGAAACACGUCUGUCGCUGUUUGGAGCCCUUCAGCACACUCGCACCUCAGACCUGGACAUAAGACUGGACUUGCCCCCGGUUCCCAGCAACAUCGAGAUCACUGGCCUGGCAAUACGGGUUCCCCCUUAUUUGGAUCAGUCUGAAGACGAGGGCUUCCAAUCAGCUUCCAACUUGACACCAGACUCGCAGUCCGAGCCGAGCCCAGGUCCGGAGAUCGAUAUCUGGGAGGCUUUGCGAAACUACAAGCCUGGCCGACGACGCUGCUGGGAGACUAUCGGCUGUCCCCCUGGGACAAAGGAGGUGCCGUACCUCACUGAGGCAGGCAGGGAGGCAUUUGACCAUCUAUACAGGCUGUGGGAGGACCAGGUGAGAGCACUGAGCUCCACCAUAACCAUGGCUGUGCUACCCUUACCCCUCCUCAGCCAGACUCAGCUGGUGGGCGACCUGCUAAACAUGCUCAUCGGAGUAGCAUCUGGCACCUUCCCUCUGAACCCGGUCAGUGUGCAGUUCGAGGUGUGCCCCGGUGUGUGCAUUUCGGGCACGACACCUGAAAGCAUAACGCUUCUCCUGGGGGAGCUCGCACAGUAUGGCACCCACUACCUCAGGCUGUGCCACUUCUCGUUGCAGAGUGCCCACAAACGAGGCCUGGUCUUUCAGGCUUUUGCAGGCAGCCUGCGGCGGUACCUUCACUACUACCGCGCAUGUGUGCUUUGCACCCCCCCCACUCUCAGCCUACUCACCAUCGCCUUCCUCUUCCGGAAGCUGGGCAGGCAGCUCAGGUACCUGUCUGAACUAUGCUGUGUGGAUGGGAGCAUGGCCGCUUGCCAGAACACUUUCCCUGCGGGUGUGAAGCUCUUGUCCUACCUGUACAAUGAGGCCCAGAGUAACUGCAGCAAUGAGAACUACCCUAUUCUGCUCUCCCUGCUGAAGAGCAGCUGUGAGCCGUACACAAGGUUUGUGUCUGACUGGGUGUACAGUGGGGUGUUCCGGGAUGUUUACGGAGAAUUCAUGAUCCAGGUCAAUGAGGACUACCUCAGCUUUCGGGACAAGAACUUCUGGGUACAGGGGUACACCCUUAUCUCUCAGAAUGUUGAAGAAUGUGUUCCGGUCUUUCUACGUCACAUUGCCAAUGAUGUGUACGUCUGUGGGAAAACCAUCAAUUUGCUGAAGAUAUGCUGCCCCCAGCAUUAUAUCUGCUGGUCCGAGCUGCCUUUGCCCCGGAUUGCCGUCACCUUCUCUUUGCAAGAAGUGGAGGAGAUUGAGCGUGAUUGUGCUGUGUAUCGAGGCCGUAUGGAAAGGAUUGCCAAGCAGAGUGCCCUCAGCAGGGAAGAGAAGACCCUGCAUGCAGAGCAUGCUCGACAGGAGCUGAUUCUGCAGGUCAGAGAGUCUACAGCCAAGACUCUGGAGAACAUUCGAGGCCGCCAGCUGUCCCAGCAUCUGGCGGCAGAAGCCAAAAAGAGGGAGCUUUUCGAGGAGUUGAAGGAGCACCUGGAGCAUGACCGGGAGUGGCACAGCUCAGCAAAGCUGAAGAAGCAGGAGGAGGACUUCAGCUUUGCCAGGGAGCUGCGGGAUCGGGAGAAGAGACUGCAGGCUUUGGAGGAGCAGCUGGAGCAAAGAGCCAGGAAGGAACUGAUCGUGCAGUACAGCCAGCUUUCAGAGGAGGCUGCAUGGAGGGAGCGGAGGGCACUAUGGAGGGCACAGAGACUCUGGCUACACCAGGCCAGGACUCGGUAUCUGCAGGAGGAUCAGCAAUUAAUUGAGGCUCUCCUGGAGAGGUUUCCACUAGAACAAAGGGAAGUCUCCCAGGAAUCCCCCCCUUUAUUAGCCAGCUUGGAGCAGCCCAUCCUGGAACAAAAGGUGUCUGAUGGUGCAUCCGAGAGAUCACAGGGCGUUCUAGACAAUGUCUCUACAAUCAUCCCACAAAUCCCUGUGGCUUCUACCACUCAGCCCACUCCCAUCAAUAACCCUAAGCCCUUAACCCCAGCUGAGCCGAACCUCAAUGAUUUUCUCAACAAACUUCCUCGAGCUGCAGACAGUCGACAAGUGGAUUUGGCUUUGCAGGAUAUCGGCUCUGACCUUUCAGAGGGAAAUUCUGCUCUAAUAGAACAUGACAUCUAUACAGAUAUUCCCCAUAACCCCCUACGGGCUGUUUGGCCUCGGUGGGGUCAUGCAGUACAGCCACACUUCAGUUGCCUAACAGGACUGACCUAUGACCAGCAGAGCUCCAGAAAUGAAUGUCAGCUUUCCACAGUUGACUCUGAAAUCAUUCAAGGUCUGUUACCACAGACCGGGAUGCAGGACACUUGUCCAGAGUCAGUAAGUGUAGGUCCAGUUGUUGAGGUCGAUUCUACUGUGCAGAAACAGGCAGAACACCUUGCAAGUGCCUUUGUUACUGGGGGAGAGUUUAAGUGCAGUCAGAUCUGUGCUGGCAGCUUUGAGGACCUUGUUUCCCAAGUAAAGAUUGAAUCAAAUGAACCUAUACCUACUGUACAAGGAUCUGCUUCAGAUGCAAGCUCAGAGCCUUCAGAGCCAAAGCCCCUGCCUGACAGUACGUAUGGACGCACUUCAGACUCUACCCUUGGAAUUGGGUGCAUAGUUUUGGGCACAGAACCAGUCCCGGCCUCACUUCCUGGAAGUGCUUACGGACACUCCUCGGACUCUGUGUUGGACGUGAGCUGUGUGGUUAAAGGCCCAAAGUCAGUCCAGGCCUCACUUCCUGGAAGUGCUUACGGACACUCCUCUGAGUCUGUGUUGGACGCGGGCUGUGUGGUUAAAGGCCAAGAGCCAGUCCAGGCCUCACUUCCUGGAAGUACUUAUGGACACUCCUCGGACUCUGUGUUGGACGCGGGCUGUGUGGUUAAAGGCCAAGAGCCAGUCCAGGCCUCACUUCCUGGAAGUACUUAUGGACACUCCUCGGACUCUGUGUUGGAUGUGGGCUGUGUGGUUAAAGGCCCAGAGCCAGUCCCGGCCUCACUUCCUGGAAGUGCUUACGGACACUCCUCAGACUCUGUGUUGGACGUGGGCUGUGUGGUUAAAGGCCCAAAGUCAGUCCAGGCCUCACUUCCUGGAAGUGCUUAUGGACACUCCUCGGACUCUGUGUUGGACGUGGGCUGUGUGGUUAAAGGCCCAGAGCCAGUCCCGGCCUCACUUCCUGGAAGUGCUUACGGACACUCCUCAGACUCUGUAUUGGACGUGGGCUGUGUGGUUAAAGGCCCAGAGCCAGUCCAGGCCUCACUUCCUGGAAGCGCUUACGGACACUCCUCAGACUCUGUGUUGGACGCGGGCUGUGUGGUUAAAGGCCCAGAGCCAGUCCAGGCCUCACUUCCUGGAAGUACUUAUGGACACUCAUUGGAUUCUGUGAGUUGUGUGUUUAAAAGCACAGUGCCUGUACAAGUCGCAGCUGUUCUCGAUGAGACCAGUGUCAACCUGGAUGCCAAGAACCCAAAAUUUGGUACCCCCAAGGAGCACAGGCUGCUUGAAGGAAUGUCUGUAUGGCCAUGCAGCCUCCCGAGCGGGGAGGCAGAGGAAGAGGAUUACCUCCGCUGUCUGGCUACGCAGUACCCAGUGGAGCAGUACCAAGAUGACUACCACCUCCUUACAGCGGCCUAUGACUCUCAGCUGCUUCAGCAGAUCAUCCGUGGUCCCUAUGGCUUCCCAGGGUCCCCAGCGAUGUGGAGGGCCACCGAUGCCACAGCUGUGCAGCUCAGCGAGAUGGUGUCUCUGCCUGUAUUGAUGAAGCACUCCGUCACUACACCACUGAUCACACAUGUGUCCCUGGUAAACAAAGCCGUGGUGGAUUACUUCUUUGUGGAGCUGGAGGUGGAGCACCACUUCGAGGCCCUCAGGCACUUCUUGCUCAUGGAGGAUGGCGAGUUUGCUCAGUCACUCAGUGAUUUGCUGUUUGAAAAGCUGAGUAGUGGCCAGACUCCUGGGGAGCUCCUGACACCCCUGGUGCUGAACUCCAUCCUUAGCAAGGCUCUGCAGUACAGCCUGCAUGGGGGCAACGCUCUGGCUGCCAACUUUACCUUUGCCCUACGCUUCCUCCCUGAGCGCUUCCACCCGCACGCCCCUGACGCGCUGCAGUGCCUGGAGCUGUGCUACAAGGUGGAUUGGCCGCUGAACAUUAUCAUCACCGACAGCUGCAUGGACAAAUACAACCGCCUGUUCUCCUUCCUCCUCCAGCUGAAGCACAUGGUUUGGACUCUGCGGGAUGUCUGGUUCCACUUAAAGAGGGCUGCACUGGUAAAGGGGGCUGGCCAGUCAACCCAGUUCCGCCAACUGCAGCUAUACCGACAUGAGAUGCAGCACUUUGUCAAGGUUAUUCAAGGCUACAUCGCAAACCAGAUCCUGCAGGUGUCCUGGAGUGAGUUCACUCACAAACUGGCCAACAUCAGCGACCUGGACUCCAUCCAUCGCACCCAUGCAGACUACCUUAAUAGGGCCAUCUUCAGAGGUCUGCUAACAGAGAAGGCUGCCCCCGUCAUGAACAUCAUCCAUAGCAUUUUCAGCCUGAUCCUUAAGUUCCGAGCCCAGCUGAUCGCACAGCCCUGGAGCAACCAGCAAGGGGAAGCAGUACAUCCCAGUUUUGUGGCCAUGCAGCAGUCCUACAACACAUUUAAGUACUAUUCCCACUUCCUCUUCAAAGUUGUCACCAAGCUGGUCAACAGGGGUUAUCAGCCUCACCUGGAGGACUUCCUGCUCCGUAUCAACUUCAACAACUACUAUAAGGACUUCUGAGGAGCCUUUCAUGAGACAAGGCCUUUAGUCAUGUGUAAAAAUGAACAGAACCAUGGCAGACUUCUGUCCCACUGUUAAACGGACAUAUGAAAUGUCCAUGUGUUUGUUAAAAGGAUAUAUAAAAAUACAGAUUGUUUGCUCUGUGUAUUUGUGCCGGUUCAUAUGCUUUGUACAAUCUCAUACAAAGGUAAAUAUUGUAUUUUAAAUUCCUGAAUAUAUGCUUUGAACAUCUAGAGGUGAUAAUGCAUUUGCUGAUGUUCAGUGUUUUGCAGUGUGAAAUGAAAGAACCAAUAAAGACUAAUUUAAACAAGA
Brienomyrus brachyistius is the source of this 6017-nucleotide messenger RNA. RefSeq names its product tubulin, gamma complex associated protein 6 (gene tubgcp6). Lineage: Eukaryota; Metazoa; Chordata; Actinopteri; Osteoglossiformes; Mormyridae. The transcript has 25 exons. Bases 279 to 5705 code for a protein of 1808 amino acids. Gene Ontology annotation, cellular component: gamma-tubulin complex; centrosome; spindle pole. Gene Ontology annotation, molecular function: microtubule minus-end binding; gamma-tubulin binding. The record is from RefSeq and is a predicted model, not a curated record. Gene Ontology annotation, biological process: mitotic cell cycle; cytoplasmic microtubule organization; microtubule nucleation.